ACAACGUAAUGAUAGUUGCAUGUCCAGUUACAAUGUUAAUGAUAAAUGGAUUAUCAAUUUAACAAAUAUAGACAUUCCGAAUGAUGUAAAAUACCUAUUAAGUUUAGGAGAUAAAUUUAAUCUUCCUUACCCCACUAACAAAGUGCCAAUCGAACAGUUGAUCAUAGACAUUGAAUACAUUUUUGAAAAAUUUGAUGAACCAACUAGGAUUGACUUGCGUAAUAGAUGUAUAAAUAUUAUUACAAACCAUAUUAAGUCAAACAAAUUUUGCAAAAAUACUAACAAUAAUUUCAAGAAAAGUACAAGUAAAACUAUACAAUUUAUACGUAACCAUAAAGAGCUUGUAAUCACGAAAGCAGAUAAGGGUAAUUGCACCGUAAUCCAAAACAAGUAUGACUUUGACCAAAGGAUAGUUAAUGCUCUCAAUGAUACUGAAACUUAUAAAAAAUUAAAUAAAAAUCCUACCAUGAACAUUCAAAGUAAAACUAACAAAAUUAUAUCACAACUUUUUGAUAAGAAAAUGAUAUCGAUUGAACAACAAAAAUGGUUAAAAAUUAAUAAUGGUGUCGCUCCCAAAAUCUAUUUUUUACCAAAAAUUCAUAAAUUGGGGACACCACUACGACCCAUAGUCUCUUUUACUGGUUCCCCUCUUUACAAUUUAACAAAACUUUUGUCCAACAUUUUACAACAUUUUUUUAUAAAAGAUGAACGAUAUAUGAAAAAUUCUUUUGAUUUCGCUAAUUACAUUAAAGAGCAAACAGUCCCUGAAGGUUAUAUUCUUGUGUCGUUGGAUGUUGUUUCUUUAUUUACUAAUAUACCGGUGGACCUAGUAACUGAUAUAAUCACCCAAAAGUGGCAUCUUAUCCGGCCUAAUACAUCGCUAGACCUUGAAACAGUUGUUUUUCUUUUUAAUUUUUGUAUUGAGAAUAAUUAUUUCCAACAUGGUGAAAAUUUCUAUACCCAAAUUUUUGGCCUAGGAAUGGGAAACUGCAUGUCCCCAAUAUGCUCAGACAUUGUAAUGGCACAACUACAAGAUCAGUGUAUUUCUGAACUAUCUUUUAAUGUACCUUUUUUCUGUAGGUACGUUGAUGACAUAAUCACGGCAAUUCCAAAUAAAAAAGAAAACGAAAUUCUAUCAGUCUUCAAUAGUUUCCAUCCACGUUUACAAUUCACUAUCGAACAAGAAAUUAACUGUAGUCUUCCAUUUUUGGAUGUUAAAGUCAUAAGAUCCACAGAUGGUACCAUAAAAACAGAUUGGUAUCAAAAACCAACUUUUUCAGAACGCAUUUUAAAUUAUUUUUCAGAACAUCCUAUGACACAAAAAAUAAAUGUAAUAAAAAACCUAAAACAUCGGUGCUUGAGACUUUCUAGUCCAGAAUAUCAUAAAAAAAACCUUCAUUAUGUUCAGACAAUUUUAAAGAAAAACAACUACCCCCUAUCAAUUAUUAAAAAAAUAAUUACCGACACCGAGAACAUUACUCAAAAUAUUACACGAAACAAUGAAAAUAAUCAAUUGGCUUAUUUCAAGAUUCCUUACAUUAACACACUUUCUCAUAAAAUUAAAAAGACCAUACAAUCAAAAUCUGAUGUUAUUAAAAUCUCAGAAAGAAGUGAAAACUCGGUAAGAAAACAUUUCUUUACGAAGCUUAAAACUAAAGACGCCUUUGAUUUACAUUCUAACAUUAUUUAUAAAAUACCUUGCUCUGGGUGUGAUGUGUGUUACAUUGGUCAGACGGGUAGAUAUUUGAGGCAGCGCCUAUACGAACAUGAGUAUGAUUGUAGGAAUUUAGCCCUUAAAAAAAACCCUACUGCUUUAGCUGAGCACAAAAUGAAUACAGGACACAAUUUUAAUUUUGGCAAGGCUACAAUUAUAGGCCAACAGCAGCCUUUUAAAAAGAGACUUCUAGCCGAAAUGAUAAACAUAAAAAAACAUAAUAAUGCGGUAAAUAAAAGAACGGAUAUAGACAAUCUAAGUUCUUCUUAUUUUAAUCUAAUAGAUCAAAUCAAAAUGUAAACUUUUGGGACUGUUUUGGUUCUUAUCACUAAAAAGAAUGCGUCUAUUGUGUUCUCGCAUACCCGGUUUUUCUGGCUAGAUGCUAAAUUAUUAUUGUACACCGUAGAAUCAAUUUUAAAGCAACUGUCUGUGAUACAACCCAUCAAUUUAAACCGUUUUUGUUAAAAAAAUAAUAUUUUAUAUAUUCUAUGUUACCUGUGUGUCCUGUAAACAUGAUUUUUUAUGACAAGCAAAAUCACACUGUUAUGGCCCUGAUGAAGCAAUAAAAUUAUUGCGAAACGUUGGCCAGUACAUAAAGUGACGUUUGUUUUUAUUCCUUCGAUCCCAUCCCACAACUAAACUCAAGAGUACAAAGAAGGUUAGUAGACGCAAAGUUAUUUAGUAGACGUCCAGCUAAAAAGCUGUUAGUUUCAAUAAGAAAUAGAGCAGCAAGGUUGGCAUUUGCACGCCGGCAUUUAAACUGGACCGUCAAUGACUGGAAAAAAGUUCUAUUCAGUGAUGAAACGCGCUACAAAAUAUUCAAUUCUGAUGGAAUGAGGCGUGUGAGGCGACCAAUCAAUACAAGGUUUAAUCCUAAAUACGUAACACCUACAAUUAAGCAUGGUAAAGGUAGUGUAUUUUUAAGGGGUUGUUUUUCAUGGAAUGGGGUAGGCCCUAUGCACUUUAUUAAUGAUACGAUGGACCGAUUUGUUUAUAGGGAUAUCAUGCAGAAUGUUAUGCUUCCUUAUGCAGAAUGGGAAAUGCCAUUGCGUUUUAUUUUUCAACAGGACAACGAUCCAAAACAUUCUUCACAAGUUGUUCAACAGUGGUUUCGGGAAAAUAAUGUUCGUGUUUUACAGUAAUCAGCACAAUCCCCAGAUCUUAACCCCAUUGAGAAUCUCUGGGAAGAAGUUGAACGUCGUAUUCGUACCCAAAUGUUUCCAAUUAAACAAUCCUUAAUAAAUAAAAUUAGUGAAGUUUGGACAAGUCUUCCCGAAAAUGUCAUUCAGAAGUUGAUUGCUUCAAUGCCACGCCGUUGUCAGCAAGUAAUUAAUAAUAAUGGAUAUUCUGUCAAUUACUAAUGUAUUACUUUCAAUUUUUUUUGUUGUUAAAUGUGUUAAAUAUUAAAUAUUAAAAAUACUGUUAAAUACAAUUCGUUGCUCUACUUUUGUCGCCCCCAUUCUUAUCAAUUUUUAUAAUCAUUAAUAUUUACCGUUCUUAAAAUGAUUAAAAGUACACCAAAAUAUACUGAAAUAUUACUUUCAGUGUAAGGAUAGUGUGACAUUAAGCUUAGCGAAAAAUCACAACCCAAUAAUUUUUUUUAUUCAAACAUGAAUAAAAUUGAACUUUGUUGCUCUACUUUUGUCCGAUAGUGUAUAUGCAAUACUAUUAUUCUUGAUAAACACAUUAUACUACACAUUUUUGGUAGAGGUGAAGUGUUUGGAAGGCUCGUUUGGAUACUUAGUUUAUUAUUUUAGUAAUAAUGAUAACUUGCAAAUAUUUGUUAAAUUAUUUUUAAUCCAUAGAAAUCUAUAACUUACUCUGUAUAU
This is a messenger RNA of Anthonomus grandis grandis, 3543 nucleotides long. RefSeq lists its product as uncharacterized. Lineage: Eukaryota; Metazoa; Arthropoda; Insecta; Coleoptera; Curculionidae. The transcript has 2 exons. The record is from RefSeq and is a predicted model, not a curated record. Bases 20 to 2014 code for a protein of 664 amino acids.